ACGUUACGCUUACGCCUCUUCUGCAAUCUGCCUGCCCCUCCCUCUCGAAUUUAGGGAGGGAAAAGCAAUCUACCAAAAGGCCAUUGUUUUCCAUAUAAUUUCAAUGUUACCCUUCUCGCUAUCUCCACGCUCACUACCUAUAAAUACAUGAUAAGAGUCCUCACUAAUGAUUCAAGCUUCCUAACGUCUCCUCUCUUUGCAGAAACUCUCUGUCGUCGUCCUUCUCAAUUCCUGUGAGUUUUAGUUUCCAAACAAGUGGUUGAAGAAGUGAGAAGAUGAUGGAAGUAGAUUGCACUGAACAAGAUAUUCGGAAGAUGAUAUUUGAAGAAGCAAUAAGGAAGACAAAGAAGAUCAUGGAGGGACAUCCAGAAACGAAGUUUACUACAGAAGAAUAUCAGAGGUUCCAUCAAUGUGCCUAUGAAUUGAGUGCUUUUUCUGGAUCUCAAGACAAUUCAAUGUGGAUUUAUGAAAGAUUUAAAAAUACCCUGGAAGAAAGUGUCAUUUCAAUAGUAUUGCCAUCUUUAAGGGAUAAAUGUGAUGCGCCAUUGUUGAGGGAACUUAUCCUUAUGUGGUCAAAUUACAGGUUGAUGGCAAGGUGGCUUUGCAGAUUUUUUGAGUAUCUUGACCGUUACUUUAUCCCUGAAUAUAUGACACUUGGUUCACUUAAUGAAAUCUCCAUUAAUUGCUUCCGAGAUUUGGUUUUCAGGGAGUUAUAUUCUAAGUUUCGGGCGGCUGCAAUAUCAUUGAUCAAUCAGGAGCGCAUGGGAUUGUACAUUGAUCGAGAUGCACUGAAGAAUGCUCUACUUUUCUUCAUGGAAAUCAAUGAAUAUAAAGGAGUAAGCUAUUAUGAAGAUUUUGAGAGGACGAUGCUUGAAGAAACUGCUACUUACUACUCUCAGUUGACUCAGCAGAUGCUUCUGAGUGAUUCAUCUGAAGAUUACAUUCAAAAGGCUUGCUGGUGCUUGAAUCAAGAGAAAGGAAGAGCUAGUUACUACUUGCCAGACAGCACACAAUUCAAGUUAAUAGAGGUUGUCAGAUGGCAAUUGCUAAAUCAAACAGUGGACAGACUGAUCGAAAAGCAGAAGAUUUUGAACAGUGGUAUGGUAACUGAUUUUCAGGAAAUGUUGUCAAAAUAUGCUGGCAUGACCCUUAAAGAGGAAAGCUCUGCAACAAGACAAUGAGAAUGUUUGUUUUCACUGCUGGCAAAUUCAAUGCGGAUAAGCUAAAACUGGUAUAUAGUUGGAUGGAAGACUUUCAACAAGUUGUCUUUUUUUGGCCCUGUUAUAGUUACUAGAAAAUGACUCAGAUUCCUGUCAUUAGAGGAGAAAGAAAGGUUUUGAUGCUUUCACAAUGUAGCUGUUAGGGCAUAGGGAAUAACAUUUUUUUCCUUUUUAGAAUUGCAUUUAUUUUGACUACUAGGUUUAUGCA
Molecule: messenger RNA, 1428 nt
Organism: Hevea brasiliensis (rubber tree)
Lineage: Eukaryota; Viridiplantae; Streptophyta; Magnoliopsida; Malpighiales; Euphorbiaceae
Product: cullin-1
Exons: 9
Coding region: 276-1181 (301 amino acids)
Biological process (GO): ubiquitin-dependent protein catabolic process; protein ubiquitination
Cellular component (GO): cullin-RING ubiquitin ligase complex
Molecular function (GO): ubiquitin protein ligase binding
Source: RefSeq, a predicted model, not a curated record